AUGGUUGAUGAUAAAAAGAAUAACAAUAAUCGGAUCUUAUUCUUGGGCUCCGAGGAGCGCUUCUUCCUGUGUCUGCCACGUCUGCCUGCAGAUUUUUCAUCUUUUCUGUCAGACGUCUGUGAGCCAGUCACUGAGGGUGUACCUCCGGCCAAAUUGAUUUUAGCCUCUUCCUCUGCCUGCCACCUGAAGAAUGCCUGCAUCACCUCAUCUCCCAGUCGCUCCCCUCUGGCCUCAGACUGCAGCAGCCGUCGCUCCUCCAUCUCCAGCACCUCCUCUCUGGGCUCCGAGGCCAAACCAGAGGGAGAGCGGGUCCGACACAGAGAGGUGGAGAAGCUGCUGCGUGCCGUGGCAGACGGUGAUGUGGAGAUGGUGCGUUACCUGUUGGAGUGGAUGGAUGAGGAAGAGGACGAAGGAGAGUUUCGGUCUGAGGCCCUGCUCUGCCACCCACUGUGUCAGUGUCCAACCUGCGCUCCCACUCAGAAGCUGUCAGUCAUGCAGGCCGGAACUCUCGGGGUUAACAGCUGUAACACUGACGGUUUCACGCCGCUCCACGUCGCCGCCCUGCACGGACACUCUGCGCUGGCCGCCCUGCUGAUCCGCCACGGAGCCAGCGUCAACGCCCGCACCAACCAGAGCGCCACACCGCUUCACCUGGCCAGCCAGAACAGCCACAUCCAGCUGUCCAAUCUUUUUAUUAUUGCUGACAUCACCUCCUCUGUCGCCGACUCCAAAUACUCAUCCAAGUUGUGCCAUGACGCCACCUCAGCGCCCGAGGAAUUCAUGGAAGCAGAGCUGUCCUCGGUCAUUGGUUCCUCCACCUGCAUCAAACGGGAGGAUCUACAAACAAACAGUUAUUGA
Messenger RNA from Epinephelus lanceolatus (giant grouper), 858 nucleotides. The record is from RefSeq and is a predicted model, not a curated record. Lineage: Eukaryota; Metazoa; Chordata; Actinopteri; Perciformes; Serranidae.